Molecule: messenger RNA, 2106 nt
Organism: Corylus avellana
Lineage: Eukaryota; Viridiplantae; Streptophyta; Magnoliopsida; Fagales; Betulaceae
Source: RefSeq, a predicted model, not a curated record
UCUUAGUAUAAAUCUUACAAACUGGCUUCUAAAAAGUGACAUGUCUUUUAAGUAUACGAGAUACGGAUGAUGCAUGCUAGACUAGCGAAAAAUUCUCUACAAUAGUGUUUCAGUUGCUGGCCUGGAUCGUUGAACAAUAGCUUUCCUCAGCGAAUAUGGGUUCAACAUCGCUACACAUCGCAAUGUACCCUUGGUUUGCUAUUGGCCACCUUCGCCCAUUUCUCUACCUUUCAAACAAACUAGCCCAGAAAGGAAAUAAAAUCUCCUUCUUCAUCCCCACCAACACACAACCGAAGAUGAAGCCUCUCAAUCUCUACCCGGAUCGCAUAACCUUUUUACCCAUCACUGUUCCUCCUGCUGAUGGCCUCCCUCCCGACGCUGAGACCACUUCAGAUGUUCCACCCACUUUAUACCCAAACCUUAUGACUGCCAUGGACCGGACUGAGAAUCAUAUUGAUCUUCUCCUCCGUGACCUUAAACCAGACAUUGUCUUCUUUGAUUUUGCUUAUUGGGUUCCAAAAUUGACACGAAAAUUAGGUAUCAAGUCAAUUACAGCUGCAAUUGGUUACACUCUGGUCCCUGUAAGGCAACGCAGUGGUUACCAUUCCGAGGCUGAGCUUAUGCAGCCCCCAUCUGGUUUCCCAGACUCAUCCAUCACGCUCCAUCCCCACGAAGCUCGAUUCCUUGCUGCAUUUGCAAAGGUGAAGUUUGGCAGCGAUGUCCUUUUUCUUGACCGCAUAUUUACAAGCUUUGCUCAGGCUGACGCGCUAGGAUUCUGGGCCUGUAGAGAAAUUGAGGGGCCUUGUAUCGACUAUCUUGUGAGCCAGUUUGAGAAGCCUGUGCUUGUUUCAGGACCAAUUCUAGUAGACCCACCAGCUUCUACUUUUGAAGAAAAAUGGGUUGAAUGGCUAGGAAGUUUCAAGGCGGGUUCAGUAAUUUACUGUGCAUUGGGUAGUGAGUGCAAGUUAACGAAAGACCAAUUCCAGGAAUUGGUAUUGGGUCUUGAGCUUUGCGGUUGGCCAUUUCUUGCAGCACUUAAACCACCCUUUGGGGAUGAGUCUAUUGAAGAAGCACUGCCGGAAGGGUUCGAAGAAAGGAUUAAAGGAAAAGGAAUGGUACAUGGUGGAUGGGUUCAACAACGAUUGAUUUUAGGCCACCCAUCAAUUGGGUGCUUUGUCACACACUGUGGUUCAAGUUCUUUGCUGGAAGCACUGAGGAGUGAGUGUCAGUUUGUAAUGUUACCACAAUUGAUUGAUCAAAUUAUCACUGCAAAGAUGAUGGCCAAGAGUUUGAAGGUUGGGGUAGAAGUGGAGAGAGGCGAAGAUGCUGGCUUGUUCACCAAGGAAAGCGUAUGCAAAGCUGUGAGGGCUGUGAUGGAGGUUGAUAGUGAGGUUGGGAGGCUGGUCAGAGCCAAUCACGCUAAACUAAGAGACGUCUUGGUUAGCGAAGAUUUACAGUCCUCAUAUAUUGAUAGUUUCUCUCAGAAGCUUAAACAUUUGGUUGGAUAAUUUCUCAGUACAUAUGUCUGGAUAUGUAGAGGCAAAUGUCAUUAUUUGCUGCAAUAAGCCUCUUUAGUGUCCUUUAGCCUUUUUUUUUUUUUUUUUUUCUAAUUAAAAAGGUGGGAAGGGGCGACCAGUGUAGUUUCCCCCCUUGGGCGCUACCAUCAGGGUUCCCACCCGCUGUGGAAUGUCCGGUUUGAGCCAUAGCUAUUGCCUGGGAAGGCGAGCCCGUCACCACAACCCCACAAAGGUGUGAGCCAGUAGAGCCCCUUCAAAGUAGCAUCUGGUUCACGCAUCUACUACCGCAAGCAGAUUCGAACACGCGACCACUAGGAUGAAAGAAAUUCUUCUACCAACUCAACCACCACCCUUGUGGUGUCCUUUAGCCUUGUUUAAUGUAGUGCUAUUGUAAUUGCAAUGAACCUUCAGCUCCGCUCAAAGUUGAAUUAGGGUUUAAAGUUGGUUGUAGGAAGCCAUCAAAACUCUAUGCUGCUUCAGCAUAUUAAAUAAGAGUUGAGAUUGCUUUCUUGCCAUUAUUAGAUUUGGCCAUCAGUAAAUGUAAUAAUGUAUUUUAUCAUGUUUUGAUUAAGUAGACUUUAUCAUUAAG